This is a messenger RNA of Scomber japonicus (chub mackerel), 1119 nucleotides long. Its product is annotated as FERM and PDZ domain-containing protein 1-like. Lineage: Eukaryota; Metazoa; Chordata; Actinopteri; Scombriformes; Scombridae. The record is from RefSeq and is a predicted model, not a curated record. Bases 1 to 1119 code for a protein of 372 amino acids. The transcript has 5 exons.
AUGGAUGAGUUGUUUGUAUUUAACUUUGACCAAAGUGACGCAAGCUGCUACUACAAACUGUGCUCCAACAUCACCCCCGACAGCGCUCGCAGCCUCCCCCACCUGCUGAAUCAUGAUGAGGAAGGAGAGGGAGAGACGGUGGAGGGAGAUCAGGUAGAACUGGAGCCGAUCCCUAUCCUCCAGCCACCGCCUGGCUUUGGAGACAGCAGUUCUGACGAGGAGUUCUUUGACGCCAGAGAUCGUUUCACCUCACCUGAAGACCCGACCUCGGGGGCUGUGCCAAGAGCUAUUGGCACAGGGAUGAAUGAUGGGAAACCAGAAGAGAACAGAAAAGGAGACGAGGAAGGAGGAGGCAGAGAAACGUUGUACCAGCUCAGAAAGAGAUCCUGUAAACGGCGUUCCUUCAUGGAAAGUGAUUACACUUCUAGGGUGUCAUAUCCAGAACCAGAUCCACAAUCUCAGCAUGAUCCGGUCUCCAACAGACUUCAUAAAAACCUCUUGGCAGGAGUCAGUGAUACCCAGAUGCUAAGUUCUGACCCUGAACCUUCGAAGCAAACCCGGAAUCCCAGUUCCACCGUCUCCUGUCUCACUCACUCUGAAGGGGAACCAGCCCUGCUCGAGUCAAAGCCUAUUUUGUCCAAACCCCUCCCCCACAAACCAGAUUCUCCUUCUAGAUUUGGGUAUCACGGGCAGGCGAGAGACCCACAGGCCUUCUCCAGGACCAGGAAGCAAGAAAUGGAGAUGGAACCUGACGCAAUGGAAUCCAAAUCAGUCACAGACCACUUGAAGACAGUGUCCCCUACCAUCACUGUCGUCCGGUGCAGAGUGGAUCCAGAUGGGAAGGAGAGUGCUGAUCGGAGGGUCACAGAAGUGGAGGGUAAGGGGGAAGAUGCAGGAGAAGAGGGUAAAGGGGGAGUGACAGAGUACUCGUCCAGCUCAAAAAGACCUCUUAUUGGUGCUGAAAGGCAACCAGAGGCCAACCCACCGCCUGAAUGUUUGACAGAUGGGAAGAAGAAGACGGCAAAAACACCAGAAGCUCAACUGAAAUGUCUUUAUCUAAUUCUGAAGAGAUGCCACUUAGUGAACAAAAUCACACCAACAAAGCACAAUUGCACUUAG